Molecule: messenger RNA, 1586 nt
Organism: Coccinella septempunctata (seven-spotted ladybird)
Lineage: Eukaryota; Metazoa; Arthropoda; Insecta; Coleoptera; Coccinellidae
Gene: pths
Product: probable ATP-dependent RNA helicase DDX47
Exons: 6
Coding region: 94-1533 (479 amino acids)
Molecular function (GO): ATP binding; nucleic acid binding; RNA helicase activity
Source: RefSeq, a predicted model, not a curated record
UCUGGUCUUUCAUUUCGUACAUAACCUGUUAACGGUUACUGGUUGUCAACACGUGUUUGGUAAUAUUUUGUUGGAAAUUAUUUUGAAAUACAAAUGGAUUCGUCUGAUUCUGAAAGUGAGCAUGAAGCUACAACCGUAACCGAAAAAAAUGGUUGUGAAAUAAGUAACGUAAACGACGAGGAAAACGAUGAUGUGAAACCAGCGACAUGGCAGGAAUUGGGUUUGGUUGAUGUUUUGUGCAAGGCCUGUGAGCAAUUGAAAUGGAAAGAACCUUCGAAAAUUCAAAGAGAAGCUAUUCCGUUAGCUUUACAAGGAAAAGAUAUAAUUGGACUUGCAGAAACGGGGUCUGGUAAAACGGCCGCCUUUGCCCUUCCUAUCCUCCAGGCUCUGCUGGAAAAUCCUCAAAGAUUCUUUGCACUCAUUCUCACACCCACCAGAGAAUUGGCAAUACAAAUAUCUGAACAAUUUGAGGCAUUGGGUGGUAGUAUUGGAGUGAAAUGUGCUGUGAUUGUGGGAGGAAUGGAUAUGUCCUCUCAAGGUUUACUUCUAACACGAAAACCUCAUAUUAUAAUAGCUACACCUGGUCGCUUGUUGGAUCACUUGACUAACACUAAAGGAUUUAGUUUGAGGGCUCUUAAAUAUUUGGUUAUGGAUGAAGCUGACCGAAUAUUGAACAUGGACUUUGAAGUUGAGGUAGAUAAGAUCCUAAAAGUUAUUCCAAGAGAAAGAAGGACAUAUUUAUUUUCGGCUACAAUGACUAAGAAAGUGAAAAAGCUCCAAAGGGCUUGUCUGAUGGAUCCUGUGAAAGUUGAAGUAUCAACAAAAUACCAAACUGUUGAAAAACUGUUACAGUAUUAUAUAUUCAUCCCAAUGAAAUAUAAGGACGUUUACUUGGUCCAUAUUUUGAACGAGAUGGCCGGGAAUAGCUUCAUGAUAUUUUGUUCUACUUGCAAUAAUACACUCAGAACAGCGUUGAUGUUGAGGAGUUUAGGCUUUGGAGUUGUGCCCCUACACGGUAAAAUGUCUCAAAAUAAAAGGAUAGCCUCACUUACCAAGUUCAAAGCCAAAAAUAGAUCUCUCUUGAUUUCUACUGAUGUAGCUAGCAGGGGUUUAGACAUUCCACAUGUUGAUGUAGUAAUAAAUUUCGACAUUCCCACUCACAGUAAAGAUUAUAUACAUCGUGUUGGAAGGACUGCGCGGGCUGGAAGAUCAGGAAAAGCUAUCACAUUUGUAACUCAGUACGAUGUUGAAUUGUACCAAAGGAUUGAACAUCUUAUCGGAAAACAACUACCAUUAUACAAGACUGAAGAAGAUGAAGUUAUGGUACUUCAGGAGAGGGUGGCUGAAGCACAAAGAAUGGCUAAAAUGGAAAUGAAAGAUAUCGAAGAAAAGAAAGGGACAGGUAAACGAAAGAGGGGUGGUGCUGAAGGUGAUGAUGAUGAUACGGAAGGUGCAGUGGGCGUUAGAAAAAGAUUGAAUAAGGGAGGGGGUAACAAGAAUCAUCAUAAAAAGAAUAGGAAUAAGAAACAUUGAAGUUCUGUUAUAUUUUGAUAUUUAUUUUCAAUAAAAGUGUAAAUAAUUGGUAA